Molecule: messenger RNA, 1974 nt
Organism: Trifolium pratense (red clover)
Lineage: Eukaryota; Viridiplantae; Streptophyta; Magnoliopsida; Fabales; Fabaceae
Product: ATP-dependent DNA helicase pif1-like
Exons: 2
Coding region: 1-1974 (657 amino acids)
Biological process (GO): telomere maintenance; DNA repair
Molecular function (GO): DNA helicase activity
Source: RefSeq, a predicted model, not a curated record
AUGAGGUUGUUGUUAAAUGUUCAGGUUGGAUGCACCAGUUUUGAAGAUAUCCCAACUGUUGAUGGUCAUGUAUAUGAUUCAUACAGGGAAGCUUGUGGUGCAUUACAUUUAUUGGAAGAUGAUCGAGAAUUUAUUGAUUCCAUUGUUGAAGUUGCAUUACUUGGAUCUGGUUUUUCCAUUCGAAAAAUGUUUGCAAAUUUAUUAAUGUCCAACUCCAUGAGUGAUCCUUUUAACGUAUGGGAACAACUAUGGGAAACAUUUGCUGAUGGCAUUUUAUAUCAAAAACGUCGGGAAUUGAAAUUGCCAGAUUAUGUUAUGUCUUCCGAAGAUUUAAAAGAAUCAUGUCUUAUUGAGAUUGAUAAUUUUCUACGUGAUAAUGGAAAAUCACUUAAUGAUUAUGAAUGCAUGCCACAAUUAAAAGAUCCAAACAAUGGUAUGUUCAACAAUAUUUUGCUCGAAAAUGAGUUUAAGUACGAUUGUGAUGAAAUGAAAAAACUGCAUGAUCAGUAUUUCAAAGAAUUAAAUUCAGAACAAUUGUCCGCUUAUCAAUCUAUCUGUGCUACUGUUGAUGAUGGAGUUGGCACAAUGUUUUUUGUUGAUGGUUACGGUGGCACUGGAAAAACUUUUUUGUGGAAAACUCUUUCUUAUAGGUUGCGUUCAGAAGGAAAAAUAGUCGUAAAUGUUGCGUCUAGUGGUAUAGCUUCUAUUUUGCUGCCAGGUGGCAAAACUGCUCAUUCGCAGUUUGGACUUCCGUUAGUUUUAACUAAGGAAUCGUGUUGCAAAAUUAAUAAAGGUAGUGAUAAAGCAAAAUUGCUAAUUGUGACAAGUUUGAUUAUUUGGGAUGAGGCACCAAUGAUUCAUAAAUGGGCAUUCGAAGAAUUUGAAAGAACUCUCCAAGACAUAAUGAGUGAUAUCGAUAUUAAAAAUAAAACGUUGCCUUUUGGUGGGAAAACCGUUGUUUUUGGUGGAGACUUCAGACAAAUCUUGCCCGUUAUUCCUAAGGGAACUCGUGCAGACAUUGUUCAUGCAACCAUGAAUUCAUCCUACCUAUGGCGUAGGUGCAGAGUUUUAUGUUUAACAAAAAACAUGCGAUUGCAAUUUUCGUCAAACUCAAUUGAAAAUGCUCAAUUAAAAGAAUUUGCUGAAUGGAUACUUGAUAUUGGGGAUGGCAAAAUUGGUGUUCCUGAAGAUGGCGAAUCUAUUGUUGAAAUUCCUAAAGAUAUUUUGAUAAGAAGUUUUUUGAAUCCUAUUGGUGAUGUUGUUGAGGCAAUUUAUCCGAAUCUACUCGAUAAUAUGUUCACUCCAAAUUUCUUUCAGGAUCGAGCUAUUCUUGCUCCAACAUUAGAGGUUGUAGAAAAAAUAAAUGAUUAUGUGCUUGCGUUGAUUCCUGGUGAUUCCAAACAGUAUCUUAGUUGUGAUUCAAUAACAAAAGGUGAUAAUGAUGUCGGUGUGGAUCAUAGAUGGAUUACAACUGAAUUCCUAAAUGAAAUUAAAUGUUCUGGGAUGCCAAAUCACAGACUGAUCAUUAAAGUUGGUGUUGUGAUCAUGCUUUUGAGGAAUGUCGAUGUCUCUUCCGGUCUUUGCAAUGAUACACGUCUAAUAGUUACUUACAUGGGAAAAAAAGUUAUUGGUGCUCAAGUUGUCACCGGAACUAAUAUUGGCGACAUUGUUUAUCUGUCAAGAAUGAGUCUAUUACCGUCUGAUGCUAAUGUUUCAAUCAAUUUUCGGCGGCGUCAAUUUCCCGUUUGUUUGUGCUUUGGCAUGACUAUUAACAAAAGUCAGGGUCAGACAUUGUCCCAUGUUGGUUUAUAUCUUCCGAGACAAGUUUUUACCCAUGGUCAAUUAUAUGUUGCAGUUUCCCGUGUUGAAACUAGAGCUGAUUUGAAAAUUCUAAUCACUAAUGACAAUGAUGUCGGGAAAACAAACACGGUUAAUGUUGUUUAUCCAGAAGUCUUUCAAAGAAUUUAUAUUUGA